AUGGGAAAUACUCGGUUUCUUCCCUUAUACAUAACCGUAUGUGUUUUAGCUUUUGCUAUAUCGAAGAUUGUUAUGGCAGUCCUAUGUUAUCGUCGAUGGAAAAGAAAACAAAUGGCUGUUCAAAACAGUUUUACAGACAAUACAGGUGGGAAACUAGUAAUGUUUAAAUCACAGAAGACAAAAUCUUUGAAGUCAAAUACGUUUUUGAGGAAGACGAUGAAACUUAGCAACAAGGAUAUUAUAGGAUCAGGAGGCUACGGGACAGUUUACAAGCUGACAGUAGAUGAGUCAAUGUCUUUUGCGGUUAAAAGACUAACCAAAGCAAAUCAGGAGCAAGAUCGCGGUUUUGAGAGAGAAUUGGAGGCGAUGGGGGACAUAAAGCAUAGAAAUAUAGUUACUCUUCAUGGAUACUACACUGCUUCUGAUUACAAUCUUCUCAUCUAUGAGCUAAUGCCUAAUGGCAGUCUCGACUCGCUACUACAUGGAAAGUCUUCAAACAGGAUGGUUCUAGAUUGGCCUUCAAGAUACAAAAUAGCAGUUGGAGCUGCAAGAGGGAUAUCCUACCUCCACCAUGAUUGCAUCCCUCACAUAAUACACAGAGAUAUUAAGUCAAGCAAUAUAUUGUUGGAUCAAAACUUGGAGGCUCGAGUAUCAGAUUUUGGAUUAGCUACUUUAAUGGAACCAGAUAAAACUCAUGUUUCAACUUUAGUUGCUGGAACUUUUGGAUACUUGGCUCCUGAGUAUUUUGAUACGGGGAGAGCGACAGCAAAAGGGGAUGUCUAUAGCUUUGGGGUUGUCUUACUUGAGCUACUAACAGGGAAAAAACCAACAGAUGAAGCAUUUAUUGAGGAGGGAACUAAGCUUGUGACCUGGGUGAAGACAGUUGUCCAAGAAAAGCAAGAAGAACAUGUACUAGACAGCAGUUUAGAAGAUUUCUCGGUUGAUGAAGUUAAUCGUGUAUUCAAUAUAGCACUAAUGUGCCUUGAGCCAGAGCCGCAUAAAAGACCUACUAUGGCAGAGGUUCUCAAGAUGCUAGAGGAGAUAAAGGCGGACGGAUUUGUAUCGGGAAUGUGA
Messenger RNA from Fraxinus pennsylvanica, 1074 nucleotides. The record is from the annotation of a GenBank genome assembly. Lineage: Eukaryota; Viridiplantae; Streptophyta; Magnoliopsida; Lamiales; Oleaceae.